AACAAACAAUCUCUUUACGUCCGAGAGGUGAAAGUUCACACAGCUGCAGCCGAGAUGACGACGUUACGACCGUUCACCUGCGACGAUCUGUUCAAAUUCAACAACAUAAACCUGGACCCUCUCACAGAAACUUACGGGAUCCCGUUCUACCUGCAGUACCUGGCUCACUGGCCCGAGUACUUCAUCGUGGCCGAGGCUCCUGGUGGUGAACUGAUGGGCUACAUCAUGGGGAAGGCGGAGGGAUCUGUGGCUCGCGAGGAGUGGCACGGCCACGUCACCGCCCUGUCCGUCGCCCCGGAGUUCAGGAGACUCGGCCUUGCCGCCAAACUCAUGGAGAUGCUGGAGGAGAUCUCGGAGAGGAAAGGCGGAUUCUUUGUGGAUCUCUUCGUGCGAGUCUCCAACCAAGUGGCGGUGAACAUGUACAAGCGUCUGGGCUACAGCGUCUACAGGACGGUCAUAGAAUAUUACUCGGCGAGCAACGGAGAACCGGAUGAAGACGCCUACGACAUGAGGAAAGCUCUGUCCAGAGACACGGAGAAGAAGUCCAUCGUCCCGCUGCCUCAUCCCGUCCGACCGGAGGACAUUGAAUAACGUCGGCAUGUGGCUCUCUGACGAUCAUGUGUGACACGUGUGUGUGAUACUGUAACUACAGGAAGCUGCUCAGUUACACUCUACAUAGUUCAACAGUCGGGGAGUCACAGCUUGUACAAAAUUAUCGUAAAUUUAUUCCUGUAAAUUCAAAAUUUUGCUUAAAGAAAAAGAAAAAACACCUGAUGCCAGUUUGACUUAACGUGUGUGUGUAAUUGAAAACAUGGUCAUACAAUAAAGAUCAUGAAGAAGAAAAAAACAAACAGUA
Messenger RNA from Scophthalmus maximus (turbot), 856 nucleotides. RefSeq names its product N-alpha-acetyltransferase 20, NatB catalytic subunit (gene naa20). The record is from RefSeq and is a predicted model, not a curated record. The transcript is spliced from 6 exons. Bases 55 to 591 code for a protein of 178 amino acids. Gene Ontology annotation, cellular component: NatB complex. NCBI's taxonomy places the organism in Eukaryota, Metazoa, Chordata, Actinopteri, Pleuronectiformes, Scophthalmidae. Gene Ontology annotation, biological process: N-terminal peptidyl-methionine acetylation. Gene Ontology annotation, molecular function: protein-N-terminal amino-acid acetyltransferase activity.